Messenger RNA from Peronospora belbahrii, 1767 nucleotides. The record is from the annotation of a GenBank genome assembly. Lineage: Eukaryota; Oomycota; Peronosporomycetes; Peronosporales; Peronosporaceae.
AUGGAAUACGGACGGCUUGUAGUGCUUGGUUACAGUAGCUACCGCGUGGACAUGGUGCAGCGUCCUUGUAAUGGCAAUUUCGAGCUAUCGUCGCCGACGUUUGGACUUGCAGAGGCUGCUUCAUCGGACGCUGCGGCAUUGUCGACCUCUGAACUAGCUUCAUCUUCAUCUUCGACAUCUUUUGCAAGUCGCAAGCGCUUGUUUUGGAAACCGCUGGGUGGUCAAAAUGCGCACUUUGUGCUUGAAAAACGCUCACAGGCCAAUGGCGUUCGUUUGCAUCGUUUUCAUCACGUCGUCCCUGUCGCCGAGUUCCAAAAGCAGCGUCAAGGAGGCUCAAGAGAUAUUAAGAGCGUCACCACGCGCAUUAUGGAUCGGAUUGAGGCAGCAGGAAGCUGCGUAAGUGACGAUAUUCAAACGCAGAAAAACGGGAGUUCUCCUAUCGUGUCGUAUCAAAUGUGCAUUCCAAUGAACGACAAGGACCCAUUUGCUAGUGUAACCGAGUUCCAUGCAGACACUAGUGCUGACAUGUUCCAGAUAGGUAGGAUGCCCUGUCGACAUAACGAUUUUGUGAUCCCAGGACCGAGAGUUGGAGCAUCUGGGACCAUCUCGCGGUAUGCGGCGAGGAUUGUGUGCUCACGAGAUCCGCCGUUUGAGUGUCGUCUAUUUGCUGGAGGGUUUGAUGCUGCUCGACGUAUGAGCACUGCAGGCAAUGCAUUGAAAUAUUGUGCACGUUGUGGGUUAUGGUCGAAAAGUGUAGGCACCGAUCACACAUGUGUGAUGCAGAAGCUGAUGGAAGACGUGAGAGAAGACACUAGGGACCAAGACAUGUUGAGUCUUACGAAAAGUAGUAGCAACCGAUCAAGGGGUGAUGACGUGGUACAUUAUAUUGAAGACACAAGAGAAGAUGGAUUACUCGAGCACUUGGCAUUAGUUGUACAAAAAUCAAGUCAAUUACCACUGGAUGGGCUGACAAAGAAUGGGGUGCGAAUGUGGCUUCCUGAACAAAAGCAGUGGUUUGAGGUAUCGGUGAAUGGUAGUCUCUUUGCAAUUGAAUCUCGUGCGGUGGAUGAGAAGGCCUCUUUAUUAAGCUCCAGGUCAAAUGGCACUGAUCGCCGUUGCCAUGACGACAGAGCCCCACGGUCGCGGAGUGGUGCAUUCAACCGUCCAACUGGUAGCGCAGAAAAUUUGGCUCCAAUAUUGACUGACGGCACUAUCAUUGACCUGGGUGGCGUUCAAUUACAAUUUCAAACCAGCUACCAGUCGGAGCUCGAAGCUAAGACUGAGAACAGCCAACUCUUGGAGGCGCCCGUGCUCUACAGUCGAACGACGCUGUCCUCGAUUAGAACGCAGCUCGAGCGGCUUAAUGUCCACUGUCCCGUUCAACUAGACUCGCUGCGUUUUACCCGUGCGGCUCCGGGUGAAGAGGUCCCGCUAAACACGAUUCCUCAUGUGUUUCCAGCAUGUGGGCACGUUUUGGGUUAUGAAAAACGAAUUGCUAGUGUGCACAUAUGUCCUCUGUGUAGGACCCCAGGGUCGCUGGUGCAGCUGCUGUUUAAAGAGAACUCGCAAUUGCAGUCAGUGGAAGAGCAGCACGCAAUUCCUGAAUGCGUAUUUAACCCGUGUGGACACGCUAUUAGCAGCAAGCUUGCACAUCACUACUCAACGUUACUCAUGCCUAAUGGCCGGGCAAUCUGCCCGUUUUGCGCAAUGCACCUUGAUCUGCGCGUGCCAUUCUCGAGGCUCUACCUUUACUAUAACUCGGAUUAA